CAUGAUGCGCUCACUCUAUGUCGUGCUUGCCUGAUCCAUGAGAGACCUUCUUGAGAACGUUCUAAAUACAAUACAGGGCUGUGGCAUUCUAAACAAAACACAUUAUUAAUUGGACCGAUCGGCCAAUGUCUUUUGAAAAAAGGAUCGAACAUUCCAAAUGAACAUUCUUCUGCUGCAAGUAGAAGUGUACCAAAUCCUCCCUACCUUUCUUUCUCUACUUGGCAAUUGCUUCUUUUUUUUUUUUUUCUCAUUUGAUAGGGUUUUAAACCAUUAAUUCCCCGAGUUUUUCAAACUAUUUGUAUCCAGUAGAAAUCCACACAGCCAGAAUACAUAAAUCUGUGCAAAUGAACACACAGGUUCUUCAAUCAUUGCAGGACGACAUGAUAAUCUUUCUUUCAAAUAGGAGGCCACCCCAUCCUUUUCUCAAUUAAGACAGGGAUGGGAAAACAAUAAAUACCCAACUCAACGAACUCUAUAUUUAGCCCGCGUGCACUAGGAAUUGGUAGGAUUCAUCAAAUCAACAACGAACAAAGUUCUCUACACUCGAGCUAGGCAGGCUCAUCCUAGGUUGUAGACGGGACUAGCUAGCUAUCUAGGGAGUGAAAUGGAGAGGAUGAAAUCGAAGCUUUCCAUGAUUUGCAUUUGCAUUGCCACGUUGGCAAUAGUAGCAGUGGCUACAAUUCAAGAGGAUGAGAAGGAUUGUGCGGACCAGCUUACCAAUCUUGCAGCUUGCAUUCCCUAUGUAAGUGGCGAUGAGAAGAUCCCCACUCCAGAGUGUUGUGAGGACACCAAGAAAGUCAAGAGUGCUAAACCAAAGUGUCUCUGUGUUCUCAUCAAAGAGAGCACCGAUCCCUCCAUGGGUCUCCCCAUUAACACCACUUUGGCUCUUAAAAUGCCUUCUGCUUGCAAGAUUGAUGCAAAAGUCUCCGACUGUCCAUCUAUACUGAACUUGGCACCAGAUUCACCUGAUGCAAAGAUUUUUGAAGCAGCGAGUAAGGAUUCGAGCACGAGUUCAUCAACAACAAACUCUCCUCCAGCUUCUGCUUCAACUUCUUCAUCAUCGUCUGGAUCAUCAACAUCUCCAUCUUCUUCAAGCUCAUCAUCGAGUUCAGACACCAAGCCAACCGCAAGCAGCAGCAUUGCUGGAGCGAAGUUGUGCCAAAGCAGCCUUGUUAUUGCGGGAUCCGCAGUAAUUGCGCUGUUGUUACUUUAAGUCCCUUUACCAGCCAUCGAGAGAAUAAUACAUGCAAGCAGAGACAUCAUCUAAGGAAAUAAUGGAGUCUCAAGAGUAUGAUAGUCGGUUAGUUUAGUUCUCCGCUUAUGAAUUUUAGUUUUAGGAUAAUAACAAUAAUAAAAGAUAAGAGGCAGCUGUGCGACCGCAAAGUUUCCUUCAACAUGUUGGAGAAGGUUCUUUAAAUUUCUUCUCCCUUCUUUGUUUUCAUGAACCCGAUGUAAUGGUAGAAUUCUUGAGUGACUCUGCUUCUA
Messenger RNA from Coffea arabica (coffee), 1485 nucleotides. RefSeq names its product non-specific lipid transfer protein GPI-anchored 14. NCBI's taxonomy places the organism in Eukaryota, Viridiplantae, Streptophyta, Magnoliopsida, Gentianales, Rubiaceae. The record is from RefSeq and is a predicted model, not a curated record.